AUGAGUUCCGAAAAGAAUUUCCCUGCACAAACAGUAAAGCAAGCCUCUCCCUCCCAGCCCACGUCGAAUUCAUUAGCUAAAGCCGCCACAAUACCUUCCGAAUUAAUCUUUCAAAUUUUUAAAUAUGUUACAUCUACAACUGACCUCAAGUCUUGUAUUUUAGUAUGCAAAUCUUGGUGUCGUUGUGGUGUUGAACAGCUAUGGCAUAAGCCAGUUUUCACUAGCAAUCAAUCUCUUUUUAAAUUAUUAUUCACUUUAUCUCGAGGCAGCCAGACCUUCCCAUAUUCGUUUCUCAUCCGACGUCUCAAUUUUUCUUUUUUGGGAGAAAAUAUAACUGACCAAAUUCUUUCCCGAUUAAGUUCUUGCGAGAGAUUAGAAAGACUUACUUUAGGAGGUUGUAUAAGAAUAACUGAUACGGGACUUUUAAGAUUAUUAGAAAAAGCAGAUGGAUUGAUAGCUUUGGAU
Molecule: messenger RNA, 465 nt
Organism: Dentiscutata erythropus
Lineage: Eukaryota; Fungi; Glomeromycota; Glomeromycetes; Diversisporales; Gigasporaceae
Source: the annotation of a GenBank genome assembly